Stomoxys calcitrans (stable fly) is the source of this 1007-nucleotide messenger RNA. RefSeq names its product transmembrane inner ear expressed protein. NCBI's taxonomy places the organism in Eukaryota, Metazoa, Arthropoda, Insecta, Diptera, Muscidae. The record is from RefSeq and is a predicted model, not a curated record. The transcript is spliced from 3 exons. Bases 339 to 989 code for a protein of 216 amino acids.
GUAAAUCGUUCUGACAAACACUAGAUAGGUGUUGUAUGUAGUGGCUGCCAACUCACAUGCAGACACCAAAAGGAUAGGUAGGUCAUAACAUGUCCAACAUUUUAUUCAAAUUUUAGUCUUCUGUGACCAUUUGAAUUAAACACAAUAACAACAAACACGAGACUAACGAACAUACGAAGAAAAAAUUAAAUAAAUUUUUAUUAAACCAAGGAAAAAACUUUACGAAAAUUGUUUAUAACUACAAUACAUAAUCGACCUGUUGCGUCCCCCACCAUAAACCAUAAACGGGAAUUUAAUUUUAUUUAACUUACAGUACUAAUUGCACAACAAAUCCCAAGAUGAGUGACGAUGGUGAAGGUGAUUUCAUGAAUAUAGAUCCCGAGACGGCCUGGUUGGAAAGCACAACCAUUGGGGGAUUUCGUGUGUGGCACAUUAUAGCCAUAUGCCUGGGAAUACUGAUGAGCAUAAUAAUAAUGGUUUGUUGUUGCAUACGUUUUCGCAUACCGCGAACGAAACAGGAAAUCGAGGCGGACUAUCAACGGAAACAGAUAACGAAGAAAUUUCGCGAAAAAUUACAACAAAUCAAAAAUUCCGAAAUGGACGAUAUGGAUUUGCAAAAAGACAUAAGCUACACUUAUCGCACUAAAUAUAAUGAAAAAACCUUAUAUCCGUGUGUCCAUCUGGCCUGGCAAUCUACGCUCUACUAUAAAUCAAUCAACUCUGGAUAUGAAACUUUGUCACAUCACAAAGAAAUAGUUUUCCAUCAAUAUUUCUUAAAAGAAAUUGCUCUGGAAGCUGGUCAUUUAGUUUAUCCCACUCCAAUACAAAGGCCACAACAUGUAACCAGAGAACCACCAGUAGCCAUACACAGCAACCCUAGCAGAAGUUGCAAUAUUAAGCCAUACUACAUAAAUGAUUAUCACUACCACUCCAUGUGCAAUCAGCAUGCAGCCAAGGAUAGAGAUGUUAACUACGGUUGUAAUUUGUAGAAAUACUUUAAAUUUCCU